Molecule: messenger RNA, 4656 nt
Organism: Acipenser ruthenus (sterlet)
Lineage: Eukaryota; Metazoa; Chordata; Actinopteri; Acipenseriformes; Acipenseridae
Exons: 13
Coding region: 133-2013 (626 amino acids)
Source: RefSeq, a predicted model, not a curated record
AUAAAACAAGCAUCCGUGUUAGAAGUUACUUCUUUGCACAAAUGCAGAAAGGACGUUUAUACAGAUACAGUGCAGAUGCGGCCGGUCGCAGUUUCACAAGACGCGCUAUACUAAGUUUUUGUCUUCCUCUGAAUGGCGAGAAAUGACACACAGGGCUUCUUGUGUAAAAUAAACUGCAAGCUGGACUCGUUCCUCAAGAGGAAUCUCGAGCAGAACGUGUACGAUAGAGUCCGAGCCUGCGAAGCGUGCGUGGUCAUCUCUGAGACCGUCAAGAAAGUGUUCAUGUACGUGGUACUGAGUGACCACUGCAUUUAUUUAACAGAAAACCCACCCAAAACUAUACAAGCAGCUGUGCACUUCAAGGACAUCUCCGGGAUCGAGCUGGUAAACGACUUCCCAGAUUUUUUAAGCAGGAGGGAUCGGGAGAGCGCCCAGCACAUCCGUAUCCUCUAUACCUCGACCGCUCCUCUCAAGAAACUGGAUAGGAAGGGCCAGGGAGGAGGGACACUGCUGCUGCCAGACAGAACUACCAGGAGCUCAUCCCUUCAACUGCACGUGAAUAGCAGCAGACUCUUCAGUGCUCGAUCUUCACCUGUGACAAGCACAAAGAUCAGCAGGCGUGCCACCACCUCUGCACUAAGGGGCACCGCGGAGACCGAAGACUUCAGGGUGAAGCAAAGCAGAUCCUCCUCUGACCUGAAGGGCCUGAGUCUGUGUGACAGCAGGGAUCCUCCGGCCCACCCCCGCCCCCGGCCCCUUCCCAGGCCCCCGUCCGCAGCGUCGCUGUCGUCCUGCCUCUCCACCCUGGCACUGAGCUCUCCUCCUGGGCCAGCCAGUGGCCAUGCUCUCCACACGCGCUCCUCCUCCGUCCUCACCGACUGGGGCCAGCAGGCAGAAGCGAGCGAGCCGCAGGCUGCAGGGGAGCUGCACCUGUAUGUAGUGUCCAAGUCCUCGCCCAUAUUCCUGCACUUAAAGAACUCCUGGAACAAUUACAUUAUACAGUCCACUCUAAUGCAAGAUCCGCAGUACAGCAAGAAGUUCAGGGUUCAAUCGACCUCCCCAGGCCAGGGCCAGAGAACAUGUAGCUCUGAGCAGACGGUGAAGUUGUUCAGUCAGCUGACCUGCGAGCUGUUUCAGGAGGACAGCACGCUGGAGGAGACGUACUCCCUAGUGCAGGAGCUGAAGACAGCGGCUCAGAGGAACUUCACGCUGAAGAGGCUCUUCUGGAAAUCCAAUGAUCUGUUUCCUUUCCUGAUCAAGAAACUUUCUGAUUACUUGCCAAAGUCUCAAAAUGUACCUGGACAACCCGACCAGGGCCACAAAGCUGACAAGUUAGUGGUCUGUAUAAUGAUUGCGCAGACUCUGGCACUGAUGUUUAGAGAGACAGAGACUGAGCCGUCUCGGACCGGCAUCCUUACAGCUAAACGGGGAGCAGUAACACGGACCCUGUUAAUGACUUUGGUCAGGGAACCCCAGAUUCAUAACGCAACAUCCAGGUCUGACACUGUGAGGGUGGCUAAUUCUGUACCAGUGGACAGGGGCGCAGAUACGGAGGUACAAAAGCUGAUAACAGAGUACAUUGAAGCAGUGACUGCUGUUCUGUAUGAGAUCAUUCUCCUCGCACAUCAGGGAAACCUAACGUCAGAUUGCGGCCCGUUCAUGACGGUGGGAUGGGUCAUGACGGUACUGCAGGGACUGCCCUCCGUGGUGUCCUUCGUUGGCAGUGUAGUGAAAGCUGUGAUCUCGGUGCUGUCUCCAGCCCUGCCUCUGCUCAGUCCCAGCCAGGCUGUGCUCUUAUACCAGCAGCUCUACAUCCUCAGCUCCUGCAUUCAGUACAGCAGCAGCUUAGCCGAGGACAUCCGGACCAAGUACAGGGAGGAGUUCAGGUACUACAUCCAGACCCCAUCUGUAGAGGAGAGGUUCCCUUUGUGCUACCCCAUCACCCAGCCCACUGUCAGACUCCUCGCCCAUGUGCUGGAGCUGGUGGAACACAAACCUGCCCCACAGCUCUGAACACAAGGGCAGGAGCAGUCUACUUGGGGGAGUACCAGCUUACCUUAAAUAGAACACAUCAGUUAUUAUUGUGAAUAUAUGCAAUUCCGAACACUUAUUUUAUUUAUUUAUAUGUCCGAACCAUAUGUGUGUGUGUAUGUAUAUAUUAUGGGUAAUCGAGAUAUGCAAAUGUCAGCAUUACAAGAGCCAAUCAAAUUGCGUGAAAGUCGCCAAAAAGUUUCUACAUUCACAGCUUUUUAAAAGUCACAGUACAGUAUCUGCAGACAUGUUUCGCCCCGUUUGGGGCUCAUCAGUGCAGCGUAACUGUACUUUAACUAGUGAAAAGCGCAGGAGAGUAAGUAAAUACAAUUAGCUUUUGAGUUAAAGUGGGAGAAAGCAGUAAUCCUGAAUACCCAUAAUUCUAUAGUUACUGCUUUCUCCCACCUUAACUCAACAGCUACUUGUGUGUGUGUGUGUGUAUAUAUACAUUGUUUUUAUAUAUAUGUCAUUGUUUUUAAAGUAUUUUUAUUACCUAAUGUUCUGAUAAAAUGGUAUUGCCUUUUUUAUACAUUCUCAGAUGAAUGUAUUGCAAAGCAUUGCUUUUAAAUCCAUUGUCUUGCCUCUUAUUAGCACCAGCAACCCAAUCGCUGUGCCCCUCCUUUCUUGUGUGGAAAAUCUUUAUAGUCUUUGCUUGUGUAGAUUUGUUAUAUUGGGGGAUAUGCCUUUAUAAAAGUCCCAGCUGCUUCCUGGUUCCUAAUCAUGUGUAGUUCAAAUGCAUUCCAAUGGUCUAGCUGCAAUCAGACCAUGUGAUCUACAUAGGGUCACCAGGCAACCUGGAAAAACUGAUAUUGUCCCAGUUUUCAGCCUUAAUUUUUUGUUCCGGUUAGAAAAAGUCAUAAAGAUCUAAAUAACAACAUUGGCCGAGCGAUGACGACAUUGCCCAGUACUAGGUGGUCAAUGUUGAAACAAUUGUAAAUACAACUACUAAAAUAUACUGGAGGUUAAAAAAAUAAAAUAAGCAACCCCUCUAUAUUUUAGAAUACUUCAUUGCCUUAUUCAACAUGUAUUCAAUAUUUAAGAGAACCAACUAUACAGAUUUAAAUUAACAACAAUUCAGACGCUAUUUUAGAAACUAGCAACAUCAAUUUAUAACAAACAGCCGUAAAUCAAAUACUUUCUCAAUUAUUAUUUCUAAAUAAGAGAAGACCAAUAACAGAGAGAUACAGUAUACACCUCACUGAAAAUAGAAGAAUUGCUACUACCAAAUAUGAAAUGGGAAAAUUAAUCAAACUCAAAUUUAUGCUCGGAAUGAAAAGAAAGAGAAAAGGAACAAAAACAUGUAUAUGCUUUGAAACACAAAACCAGUAAAACGAUAAAAACAAACAGGUUACUAGCAGAUUGGAAAAAAAAAAAAAAGUCCAGAAAAUCAAAAUGCUGUACACAGUCUUUGUUUUAAAUCCCGAAAUAUCCAAUCCCUCAAAUAUAUUUUUAAUCCCAAAAAUAAAAGGAUACAUUCCUAAUAGAAAACCAAACAAUAGGCCAGAGAGAAACAGUAAAAUCAGCUAAUCUUUUUUUUCUUUCUGUGUACCCUUUUCUUAAAAAAUAGUUUUGCCUGGCCAGGCUUACAGCUGCUAAAAAUAAGACUACUAUAACAACUUAUUGUCCCAAGUUAUGAGGCUAAUGUCCGAAGUACUCUACAGGCUGUGUGGUCCAGUGGUUAAAGAAAAGGGCUUGUAACCAGGAGGUCCCCGUUUCAAAUCCCACCUCAACCACUGACUCAUUGUGUGACCCUGAGCAAGUCAUUUAACCUCCUUGUGCUCCGUCUUUCGGGUGAGACGUAGUUGUAAGUGACUCUGCAGCUGAUGCAUUGUUCACACACCCUAGUCUCUGUAAGCCUUGGAUAAAGGCGUCUGCUAAAUAAACAAAUAAUAAUGUUAAGAAAACAACAUCGCCCAAAAUGUACAGCUAUUGAUGUCAUUGACACUGUUGUCAGAGCCCAAGAGCAACAGCCAAUGACAGCAUUGGCCGGUCAUUUAUAUCAUUGGCUGAUUUUCGGACUUUGGCCAUGACAUAUAUGUACAGUGUAUGUCACAUGAUUAAAUGGUAAUAGCUGAUCUAAAAUAUCCCAGUUUUUCACUCUGGUAAAUUGGCAACCCUUGCCCUCCUGCUUAGAAACCAGUAUGCUGUGGUUUAUCUGCAGAGCUGUGUUUGAAAUAUCGCAUGUUCUGGGUUCAUGUAAAACAAGAAGACACCUGAAAAAACUAAAGAUUUUGAUCACUAUGAAAGAGGGCCCAGUAAUAAUGUUAAUGGAGCUACCAAGGGGCAUUGCAAUUGAUUUGAAAACAUUGCUUAGCACUCCUUCAAUAAGGAAACUCGCUAUGCACAAAAAUGUUAGAGUAAUGAAGGAGUACUGUAUGUUUACAAACUGAGAUUAAAACUAACGUCUGUUACAAAGGUAUAUGACGGAACCCCACGGUAUAUCACAGCAGAAUAGUACAGUAAAGCAAGGAAACUACAGCACAGUACAUACUGCAAAAUUAUUUGUCAACUGACUGAGUGAGAUUGGACCAUAUGGUCCAUAUGGCAUAAUAGGAUAUCAAAACCUUGGUUACCAUUUCAUAAAAAAUGUUUAAACAAAACAGGCAUUUGACAAUAUACUUUUAU